UAGGUUUCAUAUUCCUCCCAGCAGCGGCCACCGCGCUGAGUUUGGAUUCGGGAUGGGCGACCUGGGGCCGUGACGUCACAAAAGCGGACACGUGCCACCACUCGCGGCUCCCAGUGUGGCCAAGAUGGGACAUGGAUGAAGCCAUGAGUUUCCUGCUCCCCCUGCUUGUCCUGCUGGUGGCCAGUACAGCUGUCCUGCUGGCCACCUGCAUUUGGAAGGAACGGAAGCGCCUCAGGGGCCGGGCCAGGGGGUCCCGGCGCAGCCGAGCGACUCCAGAGGCUCCCGGUUCCCCCCCGGCUGAGGAGACCCCUCCCCACGGCCCGGCUGCCCCCGGGAGCCCCCUGUACAUCCCCUGCGGCUGCGGCCCCGGCUGCGCCCCCUGUGCGACAGCGGCCCGGGAGCUGCAGGACCUGGUGACACCGCUGUGGCCUGGGGUGUCCUUCCCGCAGGACUCGGAGAUGUGGCAGCUGUUGUGGGAGGACCUGGGGCAGCUGCUGGAGCGAGGCCACCUGCCCUGCUGCGCCUCCUCCUCCUGCUCCUGCUUCUUCAGCUCCUCUGGGAGCCUCCAUCCUUCCCGGAGCCUCAGUGGCUGCUGCCAGACUCCGGAUGGGGAAGACCCCGUGGACAGAUCUUGCUGCUCCCCUGGAGCUGCAGGCAUGAGGAGAAAUUUGUCAUCCUUGAGGAUGCACGUGGCCAAGAAGAACCUGGAAGUAAAGCUGAGAGCCCAGCCCGUUCCAGUGAGGCGUUCCCAGGAGCAACUGGUGCAGCGGCAAGCGUCACUCCAUUCCUCGGAGAGCCUCCCCUGCUCCUCGAGCCUCAGCGGGAGCUGCCAGACUGUGGACAGUGGAGAAGAUGCCACGGACAGCUCUCCGUGUUCCCCGGAAUCCGCGGAUAUCAGCGGAACCCGCUCAGUCCUGAGGAUGCACAUGGCCAAGAAGAGCCUGGAAGUCAAACUGGGAGCCCAGCCUGCUCCAGUGAGGAGCUCCCAGCAGCGAGUGGCACAGCAGGAAGUGUGCUGGAGCCGCAGGCGGCCGAUCCACAGCUCCCACAGCACUGCAGUGCAGCCAAAUAGGAGCACCCGCUGCUCGGAGUCCAAGAUCCUCCAGAGGCAAAGGGAGCUGGAAUUCCCCCAUCUCCGGGGAGCUCCUCCAAGCCGGAUGAGGCUCCUAUUGGCCGCUCAGAUACUUCUGAGGAUGCUCUGUUUUAAAUAAAUCGGCAUUUCCCCAAAG
Messenger RNA from Cyanistes caeruleus (blue tit), 1229 nucleotides. The record is from RefSeq and is a predicted model, not a curated record. Lineage: Eukaryota; Metazoa; Chordata; Aves; Passeriformes; Paridae.